UACGAGUGCCUAUCAUACACUUGGGGCCAGUCCGCUCCAUCUCGUGUCCUUUGGCUAGACGACAAUAUGAUCACAAUCAGCGAUAAUCUCCACUCCGCGCUGUUUUCUCUCCAACUCGAAGAUCAGCCACGUCUGCUUUGGGUAGACUUUGUCUGUAUCAAUCAGAUGGAUCUCCAGGAGCGGAAUUCUCAAGUCCAAUUGAUGUACGACAUCUUUUCGACUGCUAAGAAAGUGGUAGCAUAUCUGGGCCAUGAGGCUGACGGCAGCGAGCGGAUACCUGAAUUGCUCGCAAGAAUAUGUGCUGCCCACGAGCUCACUUUGAACGACGCCAAUUUGAAAAAAAUGCACUGUAUGCCUUGGGCUUUGAGUCCUUGUGGCCUUCCCACCUCUGAAGAUGCGUCAUGGGAAGUACUUCGCAAGUUUCUCUCUCGACCUUGGUUCUUCCGCGUCUGGAUUCUUCAGGAAGCUCUAGCAGCAAGGAAAAUGGACAUAAUGUGCGGAACUUGGCUUGCUUCAGCGGAUUUCAUCUUCUCGGCCUUAGUAAUA
Mytilinidion resinicola is the source of this 546-nucleotide messenger RNA. RefSeq names its product heterokaryon incompatibility. The transcript has a single exon. The annotation marks the transcript as partial. The record is from RefSeq and is a predicted model, not a curated record. NCBI's taxonomy places the organism in Eukaryota, Fungi, Ascomycota, Dothideomycetes, Mytilinidiales, Mytilinidiaceae.